Messenger RNA from Linum tenue, 2513 nucleotides. NCBI's taxonomy places the organism in Eukaryota, Viridiplantae, Streptophyta, Magnoliopsida, Malpighiales, Linaceae. The record is from the annotation of a GenBank genome assembly.
GCCGUUUCUACGGCGUUUCAUAGUUUUUUCCUUUCGAACAGUCACCUCCCUUCGUCUCUCUUCUUCUUCGUCGAUGCUAACCAUAAACGACAGAACGCCCACAGUUUAUUCCCUCUGGUUUUUUUUUCCUUCCUUUUCAUCCAAUAAUUUUGCUUCUCCUUCCUCGCCGCGGGCAGAAAGGAGAGGCAAUUAAACUUUUAUCCCUUUCUCUCUCAGUGUUUAUUUGGAUUGCGUUUCAUUCGAUUAUUGUCGUCUGAUCAAAGGCCCUAAUUCCGUGCGCCCCCAAUCCCCAUCCCUACAGUUGCUAAUGCUGCUGGUGUUUGCUUUCUAACUCUGGUUUCCGGCUGUAAUUUGUAUUGCAAUGGCGGCGGAAUGGGAUUGAACUAUUGAUUAACGAGCGACAGCGUCAGCGUACGAAAUCAGCAUAUCGAAUCUUUGAUCCUCUGCUUCACCUCAACUUCUUGAUGCUUAUUCUGCUGCCGCUGCCAGAAUUCCGUCCACCAACUAGCCCCUCUUCCCUUCCAUCAUGGCUCCAUUCUCCACACCACUCCGCAUGAUUCCCUUCAUCGGCAUCAUCAUCCUCCUCUUCUCUGCUGUUGCCCUUUCCCAGAAUCCUUCUACUACUACGACGACCCUUCCGUCCGCUCCUCAUAAGAAUGCCCGCAGCUCCGUCAUAGAUGGCACCGGCGCUGCUACUCAGGAUGAUACCGCGACAUUCGACGAUGCAUCCACCCAUCCUACCAAUCACAAUGGGGUCGCCAUUUCUACUGUUGCUUUGUUUACCUUGGCCAUGGCUGCUGCCACCGGCUUGGGUGCUCUCCCAUUUUUCUUUGUCGAGCUGGAUCCUCAGUGGGCUGGCUUGUGCAACGGCAUGGCCGCUGGAGUCAUGCUGGCUGCUAGUUUUGAUCUCGUUCAGGAAGGCCAGGCACAUGGAGCUGGCAGCUGGGUCAUGAUCGGAAUUUUGUCCGGUGGCGUCUUCAUCUUGCUCUGUAAGAAGUUCCUGGAACGAUAUGGAGAAGUCAGCAUGCUGGAUAUCAAAGGGGCUGACGCAACCAAAGUAGUCCUUGUUAUUGGAAUUAUGACUCUUCACUCAUUUGGAGAAGGCUCGGGAGUUGGGGUGUCCUUUGCUGGCUCAAAGGGUUUCUCUCAAGGGCUUUUGGUGACACUUGCCAUUGCUGUCCACAACAUACCCGAGGGAUUGGCUGUAAGUAUGGUUCUUGCAUCAAGGGGCGUUUCUCCUCAGAAUGCUAUGUUGUGGAGUGUCAUUACUUCCUUGCCGCAGCCCAUAGUAGCGGUUCCUUCAUUCAUCUGUGCUGAUUCCUUUAACAAGUUCCUACCCUUUUGCACCGGUUUUGCUGCUGGAUGUAUGAUCUGGAUGGUUGUUGCUGAGGUCCUUCCUGAUGCCUUCAAGGAAGCUUCUCCGUCUCAAGUGGCAUCAGCAGCUACAGUAUCAGUUGCAUUUAUGGAAGCACUCAGCACUUUGUUCCAGAAUUUCAGCCAUGAUUAUAACUCAGAGGAUGCUUCUGGCUUCUUCGUGUCGUUGCUUUUCGGUCUUGGUCCAUUGCUUGGUGGCAUAAUCCUUGUGGCAUUUGCUCUUGCAUUCCGUCUCCAACAUGCCCUCCUUAUGGGUUCAGCAUCUGGAAUUGCUUUUGUUCUUGCUGUGUGGCGACCAUUGCAGCUGCUUGUAUCUUCAAAGAUGGGAUUCAUACCUCUCGCAUUCUUACUAACAACAGGAGCAGCAUUCACCCAUACCCUAGGCUCCAGUGUCCUUGGUUUUGGGGGUCGCAAGAAAGUAUCAGCUAACAACUUGCCUUCCGUUUCUGGCUUUCCAAUGAGCAUUCACACCCUUCAAGCAUUCCUCUCUUGUGGAACAGUUGGGUUGCAUGCAUUGGCCGAAGGACUCGCCCUCGGAGUGGCUGCCCCAAAAGCUUAUGGGCUCGGACGGCACAUGGUUCUUCCUGUUUCCUUGCACGGUCUCCCCAGGGGCGCAGCUGUCGCCAGCUGCAUCUUUGGGGCCACUGACAGCUGGCAGAGUGGACUGGCAGCAGCUGCUUUGAUUGGGUUUGUUGGCCCGAUGUCUGCAAUUGGAUCGAUACUUGCAGGAAUCGAUUAUAGUGGUCUGGAUCAUGUGAUGGUUUUUGCAUGUGGAGGUUUGUUCCCAAGCUUUGCAACCAUUGUGAUGAGAGCCAGCCGAUUGGAUUCGCGAAAAACAAGCAUUGGUGUAGGAGUUGGAGUUGGGUUUGCUGUACUGUGUUUGACUUGUACUAAGCUGGUGUGUCUCCACACUCCUUACUGUAAUUCUGCUCCGGAGGCAGUCAGAUGAGGGAAGGGGAAAGGGAGAAACAAAGUCCACUUAUUUGAUAGAGAUAUAGGGUCGAUUUGGUAAACUAAGCAUAGAUUUGGAGGUACAUGGUGUAUACUGCUGCAUUUGUAAAAUUGUACAAUUGUGUCUUCUGUGACAUGCAAUCUUCUCUGAGACUGAUUUGAGAAAUGAAAUAUUGUGUUCUACAUUC